Budorcas taxicolor (takin) is the source of this 1082-nucleotide messenger RNA. RefSeq names its product chromosome 2 C2orf72 homolog (gene C2H2orf72). The record is from RefSeq and is a predicted model, not a curated record. The coding region runs from base 1 to 858 and encodes 285 amino acids. Lineage: Eukaryota; Metazoa; Chordata; Mammalia; Artiodactyla; Bovidae. The transcript is spliced from 3 exons.
AUGGAGCGUGAGCUGGAGGCGCUGGCCGCCCGGCCCGAGAGCCCGGGCGAGCCGCCCUUCCAGGCGCUGGUGGAGGCGGCGGGCGGCCGCGGGCAGGUGCUGCUGGUGGGCGAGCUGUGGGAGCGCGACCAGAGCCGCGCGCUGCUGUGGGACUUCGCCCAAGCGGUGUUUCCGCCCCAGCAAGCCGCGGGCAAGCCGGGCGGCGGGGCCGCCGAGGGCGCGGGGCCCGGGGCGCCGAGGGCACCGAAAAGGCACGCGACCGGGGCGCGCGCCAUCCGCUCGCCGCUCGUCUUCGUGCUGUGCCGCGCGUCGUCGCUGGCCGCCCGGGGCCCGCGGCGCCACCUGCGGGAGAUGCUGCGGGAUGUGCGAGGCCGGCGGCGGGCCGGCGCGGCGCUGGUCGGGGUGCUGGUGGCCGAGGCGGAGCCGGAGGACGCGGCGGCCCCGGAGCUGCGGCUGCUGGAGGCGCUGCUGCGCAGGGUGUUCGGCCGCCAGGCGGGAGGCCCAGUGCAGGCGGCCGCCUACCGCCCUGGCCACCCGGCUUCCAGCCUGGCGGUUCAGGCGGCCGCCUGCAGGGCCCUGCAAGCCGCCGGGCCCUGGCAACCAGCAGAAGGAGCCUGGGACAGACCAGGCCUUCCAGCACUGCUGGCGUGCUUUUCCUGGGGUCCCUGGAGCCGGGGGAAGGACCCAGAUACCAGCUCCCGCAGUGGUCCAGCUCACGGUGACCUCCAGGACUCUGAGGAGGAGCUGGUACUGACGGCCGUAUAUCCCAACGGAGAUUGCGAGGAUCCUGGAAAGGGGUCAAAACCCUGUGACAGAAUUGCCUCUGCUCCCACUGAGCCCGCCAGAGACUUGAGAUGAAGGCUGGACCCCUGGCUGCCCCAGCUCUAACCUGCAGUCUUGGAGCUGGCUCUUCUCACUGAGUCCCCCCUGCCUCCAUGUGGACCUUGGGAUGCUGGUAACUACAAGGCCCCACCUGCCGGGGGCUGUUGCAUUGACAUGUUACCAGCCAGGCAGUGAGACUUACGAAGCUAAGUAGGACCUAGGAAAAUGUAUCCUCUGGGAACCUGCCCCCCACCUUGCAU